Molecule: messenger RNA, 789 nt
Organism: Rotaria sp. Silwood2
Lineage: Eukaryota; Metazoa; Rotifera; Eurotatoria; Philodinida; Philodinidae
Source: the annotation of a GenBank genome assembly
AUGAUCCAUUUUUGUCUUAGGUCAAUAAUUGAAAAAUAUCAAUAUUCACCACAAAAUGAUUUACAAAAAAAUGACGAUACUGGUCUUCUUCGUCUAGCUGACAAAAGUCAUUUAGGGAAUUCCGAAAUGAUUGCACGUAUGGAAGCUCUUGAACGUGAUAUUAUCACCUACUUUAAAUCUCGUAACGAAGAUGAUACUGGAAAACGUAUUCCAGCGCAACAUCCAUCUACUGUCAAGAAGCAACCGUUCAUAGCACCAAAAAUUCAAGUUCAUCGUGCCGGUGUCAUUAAAUCUACAGCGUUUCCAUCAAGUCAUGGGAGAGGUGGUACUAGACCUCAUAUAUGGUCUUCUGGUCCUGCUGGCACACAUGUUGAUGAUGACAAUCCGUACUUCAAUCAAUGUACUUGUCCUGGACAUCAUCAUCCUGAUAAUCAGGAUUGUCCAUGUUCACCUCAUCAUAUGGAUGAUCAACACUGUUGGGAUCCGACAGAACCUGAGCAUCAUCACCAUCAAGAUGAGCAUCAUCAUCAUCCCGAUGAAUAUCAUCAUCAUAAUGACUACCACCCAGACACCUGUUUACCAUCCGAAGAACAUCACCAUCAUCAUCAUACUGAUGAUCAUUUUGGAGGAGGCCACUCGUCUCAUGAAUAUCAUCAUCAUGGAGAUUGGAGCAAUGCUGACAAUAGCGGUCAUAAUUAUGAUAUUUCGUACGGUGGAGGAGGAUUCGAUUAUCAUGGUGGAGGCGGAUCGUCUAAUACAGAUUAUGGUGGUCCGGGAAGCUUCUACUAA